CUUCGCGGCUUCCGUAGACAUUUGCCUCAUCUCUAUGUUUGUGCUCAACUGUAUUCUGCGGCUGUGCUCUCCGCGGUCAGGAAAAACCGGUGUGCAGCUAUUUGUGAGCUAUGGAGCAGAUAAAUAAUCUCCAGGUGGUUCCAUGCACCGACUCCAAUUAUCUGAAACCCUUCAGAGUGCACUAUAGCCAGAAUGGAACAAAGAAGUACUGGGACUUCAUGCGCACCCACGAUAGUGUGUCGGUGCUGAUCUUCAACACCACCUCCCACUGCUUUGUCUUGGUCAAGCAGUUCCGCCCAGCUGUGUACAUGUGUGAAUGGGAGCGCAGCAAGCCCAAGCCCCCGGAGCCGGCCGAGCAGCCAGAGGGAGCGGAAGGGGCCGAGGCCGGCGCGGCGGCCCAGCCGGAGGCCUCCGAGGCUGGGGAGGGCGGCAGCGAUGGCGGGGAGAAAGCGGGCGAGGACGCCGCCGCCGCAGCGGCCCCUGGCCAGCCCCCGGUGUCGGCCGGCGUGACCUACGAGCUCUGCGCGGGGCUGGUGGACAAGCCCAACCUGACGCUGGAGGAGAUCGCCCGGCAGGAGGUUCUGGAGGAGUGCGGCUACGACGUGCCCGUCACUAAGCUGCGGAAGAUCACCUCCUACAGGUCGGGUGUGGGAGUGACUGGUGCCAAGCAGACCAUGUUCUACGCCGAGGUGUCGGAGGAGAACCGCGUGGGCGAGGGCGGAGGUCAGCCGCAGGAGGGCGAGCUGAUCGAGGUGGUCAAGGUCCCGCUGCACGAGGCCAUGAGCUUCGCAUACGACGAGCGGAUCCCCAAGACCAUGGGCGUCAUUUUCAGCUUCAUCUGGUUCCAAAGCAAUAUGUCGCCCAAAUACAAAAUAUCCACCAACGUGUAACGGCAGCAGAAAAAAAAAAAAAAAAAAACCUCCCUCACUCACCUUCUUCCCUUCUCCCCUCCCACCUUUAACUCCUCACCCCAGCCCCUCGAAACACUUACUGCACUGAUAUACCAGUCAUUCACCGCACAUACACACAUGCGCACACACACACGCGCACACACACACACCUUCUUCCUGACAUUAGCCACACUUCACUGUAAGUUACGGUCUGACUGGGCUGUCAUUUGGCAAUCAUGUUGUACAUUCAAGAGACUUAACAGUGGUUCAAUUUUAGUUUCUUUCAUUUUUCUUUAGCUGUGGUACUUCUGUAUAACGAAGCAAAAUAUCAAGUUUGAUGUUUCAUA
Molecule: messenger RNA, 1237 nt
Organism: Alosa sapidissima (American shad)
Lineage: Eukaryota; Metazoa; Chordata; Actinopteri; Clupeiformes; Clupeidae
Gene: nudt14
Product: nudix (nucleoside diphosphate linked moiety X)-type motif 14
Exons: 5
Coding region: 111-890 (259 amino acids)
Biological process (GO): nucleoside phosphate metabolic process; ribose phosphate metabolic process
Molecular function (GO): UDP-sugar diphosphatase activity
Source: RefSeq, a predicted model, not a curated record